AUGGCGGGUCUGGGCAAAACCACAUUGACCAAAAUGGUGUUCAAGGACCAGGAUUUGCGGUUAGAAUAUUUUCCUCGGCUUUGGGUUUAUGUUUCAAGAACUUUUAAUCGCAAGCAAAUAUUCUUGGACAUUCUAAGUAAUUUCAUAAAGAUAACCAAAGAGUUUCAUGAUAUGUCCGAGGAAAGCUUAGCACUAACAAUACAAGACGUUUUGGUGAGUGAAAAGUAUUUCAUUGUAAUGGAUGAUGUAUGGUCAAAGAAAGACUGGGACUAUUUGAAGAUUGCUUUUCCAAACAAUACAAAAGGGAGUAGAGUAUUGGUGACUACUCGACAUGAAAAGGUGGCGUUAUAUAUUGAUUCUACUUGUAUCCCUCACCAACUAAAAUUUUUGAGCAAUGAUGAAAGUUGGGAGUUAUUAGAAAAAUGUAUUUUUCGCAAAGAAAAAUGUGCUCCUCCGUUAGAAAAUCUUGGUAAGUGCAUAGCAAUAAAAUGCAACGGAUUGCCACUUGCUGUAAUCACAAUUGCAGCUGUCUUAGAUAAAAAUGGCACACUUGAUGAGUGGAAACAUGUAGCAGAAAAUCCCUUCCCAGUAAUUAACCAAGAAAACCAGAGUUACAAUGAACUGGUAAAGUUGAGUUAUGAUCAUUUACCUUUUCACUUGAAAGAUUGCUUCCUAUACCUUGCAGCUUUUCCUAUAGGACAUGAUAUUCCUGCAUGGAAAUUAAUUCGAUUGUGGAUAGCUGAAGGAUUCAUUCCAUUAAUGGAGGGUGAAUACUCCUCAGACUUGGAGCGCACAGCUGAGAAAUACUUGGAAGAUCUGGUUGAUAGAAAUCUUUUGAUGGUGUUACGUAGAAGAGCAGAUGGUCAAAUAAAAACAUGUCGGAUUCAUGACACACUGCACGAAUUUUGCAAAAAAGAAGCUGCGACCAAGAAUCUUUUUCAUGAAAUGGACCACAGAACUAAACUAGAUGUGAACGAAAUCCCACGCCGCCUUUGUGUCCACUCCUCCAUUUUGGAGUUCUUGAAAUCAGACAACAAGCCAUCUAGUGAACAUGUGAGAUCUUUCUUGUCUUAUUGCUCCAAAGAAGUAGAAAUUCCCAAUGAGUGCCGGGCUGCCAUUCCAAAAUCCUUUCCUCUUCUUAGAGUAAUGGAUGUUGAGUCCCUGAAAUUCAAACUCCUGCCUAAAGAACUCUAUAGCCUCUACCAUCUGAGAUUCCUUGCAGUGUCAACUGACCUGAAACUCCUCCCAGCAAGGCCCUUCAAUAAUCUCUGGAAUAUGCAGACUCUUGUGUUUAACUCCUCCCACAAUAGCCUUGAAGUUAAGGCAGAUAUAUGGAGCAUGUCUAAGCUAAGACAUGUCCAUAGCAACAGUUCCAUGGUGCUUCCCCCUCCUCCGAAAUCCAGCAAGAGAAGCGCCUCGGUAAGUACAGAUAUCAAGACGCUUUCCACCAUAUCGCCUUCGAGUUGCACAGGGGACAUUUUCGACAAGACCCCAGACCUUCAAAAGCUGGGAAUUCGCGGGAACCUAGCAGAGCUUAUGGAUGUCAAGCAAGGAGGAGUUAGUCUGUUUGACAAUCUUCAGAAGCUGGACCGCCUCGAAAAUCUGAAGCUCAUAAAUUAUGCUCUCCAGAGCAACAAACUGCGAAGCUUCCCUCGUGCUGAGAAGUUCCCGCGCAGGCUAAGGAAGAUGACUUUGUUCAACACUGCAUUCGAGUGGAAGGACUUGAGUGCUUUGGGGUCGUUGGAUGAGCUCGAGGUGUUAAAGCUGGAGGAUAAUGCGUUUAGAGGAGAGUUCUGUGAUGUAAGGAGCGUUGUGUUCAAACAACUGCAGUAUUUUCGCAUAGGAAGGACUGAUUUAGUAUCAUGGACAGCUUCGAAAGAUAGUUUUCCAGUACUAAAAUGUCUGUUCCUCAGAAACUGCACUAAGCUUGUUUCUGUUCCGGUUGAGUUUGGUGAAAUAGAGAGCCUUAAAUUGUUGGAAUUGUAUUGCACCAACAAGGGGGCAGUGAAAUCUGCUCAAAAAAUACAGGAGCUGAAAAGAGGUGUAAAUGGAGAUACCAAAAAGGGUGGAUUUCAGCUCUCUGUCUAUCUUCCUGAGCAGUGAGGUUUCCAUGGAGGAGAUAAAUUGUGUGUGGUUCCGUCAGUCCCUAGUGCAAAAAAGGUUUUCAUCAUCUGUGAUCGGUCCAUGUCUCUCAUUACAUCUCGAACAAAAUUUUAAGGUGAUUGGUCGAACCAAUUGAGCUAGCUCCACUUUAUUGCUCAAUUUAGUUAUCCUUAUGAGCAGUGAGGUUAGUUAAAAUUCUUUAAAUUAUAUUUCUCUUGUUUUGGUAUUUGCAUUUGUUUGUUUACUUUUCCAACUUGAUUGCACUAUUUUUUUUGGAUACAUUAGAUUUCCAUGGAGGAGAUAAAUCGCGAGUUUGUCUCAUCAGUCCCUAGUGCAAAAAGGGUUUCCAUCACCUCGAUCUGAUCAGUCAAGAUCUCUCGUUACAGUCCGAACAAAGUUUUAAGAUGAUUGGUCGAACCAAUUGAGCUAGCUCGCAAGGCUUGAUUGACUGAUUGUUCAAUUUAUGGAUGACUUUCUGAUUGUGAUUUCUACAGAAUGCUGAAAUAAGUGGGCAACGCGAAUUUGUUCCGACCAUUCCAUUCUGAUUGUGAUUUCCAAUUUGUGUGCAGAGUGCAUAUUCUUGUUACUGUCUUGCGAUUUGAGUUCGAUUUUGAUUUGUUUUGUUUGUUUUACCAUGGCUGGUUGUGGUUUUGGUUUUGGUUGUCUUGGCUUCUCAUUGAAUAUUACUCCGUAAACACUCAUUUUGGUGCUUUAAAAUAAAAUACGGAGUAAAUAAAUGU
Messenger RNA from Ipomoea triloba (trilobed morning glory), 2843 nucleotides. Its product is annotated as putative late blight resistance protein homolog R1A-10. Gene Ontology annotation, molecular function: ADP binding. NCBI's taxonomy places the organism in Eukaryota, Viridiplantae, Streptophyta, Magnoliopsida, Solanales, Convolvulaceae. Gene Ontology annotation, biological process: defense response to other organism. Bases 1 to 2103 code for a protein of 700 amino acids. The record is from RefSeq and is a predicted model, not a curated record. The transcript has 2 exons.